Recurvomyces mirabilis is the source of this 1083-nucleotide messenger RNA. RefSeq lists its product as uncharacterized. Gene Ontology annotation, molecular function: zinc ion binding; alcohol dehydrogenase (NAD+) activity. The transcript is spliced from 2 exons. Gene Ontology annotation, cellular component: cytoplasm. Lineage: Eukaryota; Fungi; Ascomycota; Dothideomycetes; Mycosphaerellales; Teratosphaeriaceae. Bases 1 to 1083 code for a protein of 360 amino acids. The record is from RefSeq and is a predicted model, not a curated record.
AUGGGAUCCGUCGGAGAGCUCCCUAAGACCUACAAGGCCGCGAUCUACGACCAGCCUGGCAAGAUCUCGACCAAGGUCGUAGACCUCGAUAUGCCCGAGCCAGGCGCCGGCGAGGUCCUUGUCAAGCUUUCGCAUUCUGGUGUUUGCCAUUCUGACCUUGGUAUUAUGACCAACACCUGGAAAGCACUGCCACACCCUACCCAACCCGGUCAAGUCGGCGGUCACGAAGGCAUUGGCAAGGUCGUCAAGCUUGGUCCUGGUGCCGAGAACUCUUCUGUCAAGGUUGGCGAUCGCGUGGGCAUCAAGUGGAUCUCUGCCAUCUGUGGUUCUUGCCCGGCUUGCCUGUCUGGUCAUGAUGGUGUGUGCUUCAACCAGAAGGUGUCUGGAUACUACACUCCCGGCACAUUUCAGCAAUAUACUGUCGGACCUGCAAACUAUGUGACGCCAAUCCCAGACUCGCUUCCUUCAGACGCCGCUGCUCCUAUGCUCUGUGCUGGUGUCACAGUCUACUCUGCUCUCCGCAAGUCUGGUGCAAAGUCUGGCGAAUGGGUCGUGCUACUCGGUGCUGGUGGCGGACUAGGGCAUCUUGCUACGCAGAUUGCGUCUCGUGGUAUGGGCAUGCGUGUCAUUGGUAUCGAUCAUGGUAGUAAGGAGGAUAUUGCGAAAGAGUCGGGUGCUGAGAUCUUUAUCGAUCACACAAAGGGCAAUGCUGAUGAGGAGGUGAAGAAGGCAACGGGUGGACUAGGUGCUCAGGCUGUACUUGUCUUGACUGCCGCGAAUGCAGCUUAUGCGAGCGGUAUGGGUAUGCUCAAAUUUGGUGGCACUCUUGUAUGUGUUGGUUUGCCAGAAGGUGACCUUCAGCCUAUUGCUACCGCCUUCCCGCAAGUCAUGGUUGCGAAGGCUCAGAGGAUUGUGGGUGUUGCAGUCGGUGAUCGUCGGGAAGCUAUCGAGACAUUGGCAAUGGCUGAGCGUGGUGUCGUGAAAACGCACUUCAAGACGAUCAAGAUGGAUGGUUUGACGGAGACAUUCGAGCAGAUGCAUCGUGGUGAGCUCAAGGGACGAGUUGUGCUUGAUCUUGAGUAG